This is a messenger RNA of Cuscuta europaea, 1284 nucleotides long. The record is from the annotation of a GenBank genome assembly. NCBI's taxonomy places the organism in Eukaryota, Viridiplantae, Streptophyta, Magnoliopsida, Solanales, Convolvulaceae.
GUGUGUAAAUGGUUGUUUACAUGAGGGACCACAUCACUACCAAAACGUUCAGGCAGCAUGGAUUUCUUGAAGCCCAAAUCCCCGCCGUCACCGUCUCCGCCGCUCACCAAUUCACCUUCGACGCCACCCUUUCACCUCCGCCUCCACCAAGCCUUCACCUCUCUUCAGACCAACGUCUGUAAUUUCCUCCAAAAUGCCCUUCCUCACCCUCCUUCUCCUCCUCCUAACAAAUCCCCCGCAUGGGCUCGUCUUUCCAACUCCGGUAGCAGUCUCAUCGGAGGCACCUCUGGUUCUCCCGCUAGAAUGGGCGGUGGUGGUCGGAGUAGUGAGGGAGACGGUGCUAUGCCUACGAUAGCAUUUGAGGAGCGAUUUACCGGAGUUCUAGUCUACGCCCUCAGCAAUCGCAGUCAAAAAUUCGUUUUGGUUUCUGCGGGGAAUAGCAAAGCAAGUCUCGGUUUGUUUUGCUUUGGUGAAGCGGAUGCCACAGCUCUCCUUCACCAAAUGGAGUGCAUGGAUCCUUCUUUGCAAAAUAGUUAUCAAGUGGUACCUGUGGCACUCAAAGAGGUGAUCCAGCUUAAAGUCGAUGGGAUGGCUUUUAGGUUGAUUCCUGAGGCAUCCCAAGUAACGAAUGCAAUUAAGGAGCGUCAAAGAAGUGGUAUAUCUGAUAAUACGUUUACUGGGGUUCCAGUUUUCCAGUCAGAAAGCUUAGUCUUGAGGGGAGAAAACACAAGAUAUCGUCCACUUUUCUUUAGAAAGGAGGAUCUUGAGAAGUUUCUUUCUAGAGCUUCCAAAGAGCAGAAUGUAUUCAAUCCUGCAUUGAAGGGAGAUAUUCAGGUUGCUGCUCUUGAGGAUAUAAUACAAGGGAUGAAGGACAGCUCAAUAUCAACAUGGAAUGAUGUUGUUUUCAUCCCUCCUGGUUUUGACGUUUCCACUUCUCCCCCAAGGUAACCUGACCUUUGCCUGAGCUCCGUUUUGGCACCUCUUCGAAAGAAGUCAAGAACACAGUCAUCUUUUACGUUGAAGUAGGAUCUGGCAUCAGGGAAGAUGAUUGGCAGUGCUAGAGAGGAAGAUGGCCUCUAUACUUUUGAUGAAGGAACACAAUUGAAUAAACAAGGUCAAGAAAAAACCUGUUUGCAAACUGUUUUCUUUCCUUGUAAUAAUGAAGUGUAUUUAAUGCACUAUAGAUUAGGUCACCCAAGUUUUUCUUAUCUGAAAAUGUUGUUUCCUAAGUUAUUUCUUAAUAAAAAUCCUUCAUCAUUUCAUUGUGAUAUGUGUGCACUUGCC